AUGUGUUGAAAUCUUGAAAUAGGUUAUAUUUUUGUUGAUAUGAUACGUAAAUUAAUGAAUUGAUCAACAAAAUGCCAAAAAAUAAAUUAUUCGAUGAAGAUUCCGAAGAAGAAGUAGCAAUUAAAACCGAAAAUGAAUACGCUAAAAGAUAUGAUGCUUGGCGGGAGAAGGAAGAAAAAUAUAAAUUAGAGCAAAAAUAUGGGUCCAAAGCGUUAGACUCUGAUGCGUCCAGUUCAUCGGAUAGUGAAGACGAGAGUGAUGAACCUUUGGAAGUAUCUGAAGAAACUGAGACGCAGUUCCUAAAGACUUUGGCGCUUCUAAAGACGAAAGACCCGAGAAUAUACGACCCUGGAUAUAAGUUCUUUGAUGAAAAAUUAGAAAAGGAAAAAGAAAAGGAAGACAAUAUGAAGAAAGUGGUGUUCACAGACAGUGAUGAUGAUGAUGAUGACAGUGGCAAUAUAUUCAGCAUUGAGAAGAAAGCUGAAGAUGAGGAGAAACAGGAACAAGAACAUAAUAAAGAUGGCAAAUUAAAGGAUUACCUUUUAGGUAAAGUGGAACAUGUAGAAGAUGAUGUGGAGAAAGAACUGGCUCCACUGAAAGCUCUGUGGUCUGACCCCAAGCUUAAUGAAGGAGAAGCUUUCCUUAGAGAUUACAUAUUAAACAAAAGAUAUUUGGAGGAGGGUGCGGGGGAGGCGGGUGCUGGUGCGGUGGACCGGCUGCGUGAUGACGCUGAGCUGGAAGCGGAUGAGGAGAUGGUGGAGGAGCAGGGCAAGUUUGAGCGUGCUUACAACUUCAGAUUUGAAGAACCUGAUGAUGAAUUUCUGAAGCGCUACCCGCGCACGAUGAGUUACAUCCGGCCGCGCGACGAGCGGCGCGGGCGGCGGCGCGCGGAGCUGCGCCAGCGCAAGGAGGCGGAGAAGCGCGCCAAGCUGGACGAGAUCGCGCGCCUGAAGGCCCUCAAGCUCAAGGAGAUCCACGAGAAGAUCGCCAAGCUGAAGGAGGUCACCGGCAACGACCAGCUCGCCUUUGAUGACGAGGACAUCGAGGGCGACUUCGAUCCCGAGCAGCACGACCGGCGCAUGCGCGCGAUAUUCGACGACCAGUACUACGGGGACACGGACGAUAAGAAACCCGUCUUUCCUGACCUGGACGACGAACUGGAGAUCGAAAAUUGGGAGAAGUACGAGGGUGAGUUUGAUCAAGAUCACACAGAGGGUGCCGAGGAGCCGCACUGCGAAGAUGACGAUUUUAAUAUGGACGCGGAUUACGAUCCCAAGAAAGCGCGAGAGAAUCUUCUGGAAGAGUUGACACGUGGCAUGGGGAAGAAGCGGAGGAACAGAAAGAAGAAAUCGAAGCUGGCGCAGCUGCUGGAGGAGGAGAAGCCGAAGUUCGUGCCGGAAGCGGAGAGAAGCUACGCGCAGUUCAUGGAGGAGUACUACGGGAUGGACUGCGAGGACGUGAUCGGCGGAGACUUGCCCACCAGGUUCAAGUACCGGCAAGUGGUGCCCAACGACUACGGACUGUCUAUUGAAGAGAUCCUUCUAGCAGACGACAAGGAGCUGACGCAGUGGGUGCCGCUGAAGAAGCUGGUGAAGCACCGGCCGGCCGCGGCGGAGCGCGGCGAGGUGGGCACGUACGCGCUCAAGGCAGCAGAUGUGCAGCUCAAGAGGAGGAUCCUGCCCAGCCUCUUUAAAGAACUGCCACAAGAACCAGAACUCGUCGUGCCAGCAGAAGCUGGUAAAAAGAAAAAGAAGAAGAAGAAAGCAAAAACUAAUGAAGUAGAAGACAAAAAAGAAGAUGUGAAGGAAAAUGGUGCUGAUAAUAAUGACGAAGAUGUUAAUCAGAAGAGUAAAAAAUCAAAAGAAAGUGAUGUUAAUUCAAAGAACGAAGAAGACGAUUCGAAAACGGAAGAAGUCAGUCUAGUUGAGGAAAUAGCAGAACAUACAGAAGUUAAAAACAAAAAGAAGAAAAAGAAAAAACAUAGAGAACAAAAUGAAAAUGUUCCAAAUGAACCUAAUGCAGAUCACGAAAGUGCUGUAGAAGUAGAAGAAGGUCAAAAUACAGACGCAGUGCUAAAAGAGAAAAAUAAGAAACAUAAAAACAACUUCACCAUUGAAAAUUUACCUAAAGGCGAAGAGCCCAGCACACCAAGUGAUGUAACACAAAGUUUUCAAUCUAAAGGAAAAAAGAAUAAGCAAAAAUCAACUACAGAAAAACCUGAAUCACAAGGAAAUAAAUUGAAACGAAAAUUAGAACAAAACGCGCAAGAGUCCAGCGAAGUUCCGAAAAAGAAAAACAAACCUAAUAAAACAAAUGUUAAUAAAUCUAACAAAAAGAACAAAAUUAACAAGAAUAACAAAAAGAUCAAUAAAGAUGCAAAGACAGACAACCCAUUGAACAAAUUGUCAGACGAGAGAUUGAAAGCUUACGGAUUGAACCCUAAGAAGUACAGAGGGUUCUUAAAAUAUAAGAAAUUUUAACUAUCUAUAUUGUAAAUUAUAACAUUAUUUGUAAUUAU
Messenger RNA from Papilio polytes (common Mormon), 2518 nucleotides. RefSeq names its product protein KRI1 homolog. Gene Ontology annotation, biological process: endonucleolytic cleavage in ITS1 to separate SSU-rRNA from 5.8S rRNA and LSU-rRNA from tricistronic rRNA transcript (SSU-rRNA, 5.8S rRNA, LSU-rRNA). Lineage: Eukaryota; Metazoa; Arthropoda; Insecta; Lepidoptera; Papilionidae. Bases 72 to 2480 code for a protein of 802 amino acids. The transcript has 11 exons. The record is from RefSeq and is a predicted model, not a curated record. Gene Ontology annotation, cellular component: nucleolus; 90S preribosome.